AUGAGUAGCACUUCGUCCUUCGGUGGUACAGGCUCGAGCCUGGCACGAGCGGUGGUGAUAGUCGCUGGUGUUUCUGCGCUGGUAGCUUCACUUCUGAAAAAUUAUCGAAAACCACUCCUCCAGCGUUAUGUUGUUCGCAUACUGUUGAUGGUCCCUAUAUAUGCGGUUUCCUCCUGGGCUAGCAUUAUAUCUUUGAAAGCGGCGAUGUGGCUGGACCCCGUUCGCGAUGUCUACGAGGCGUUCACAAUCUAUACCUUCUUCCAACUACUCAUCAACUUUCUUGGAGGCGAGCGAGCCUUGAUCAUAAUGACUCAUGGCCGUCCUCCGAUUCAACACGCUUGGCCACUAAACCAUAUCCUGCCCAAAGUGGACAUCUCCGACCCUCAGACCUUCUUGGCUGUCAAGCGUGGUAUCCUCCAGUAUACCUGGCUAAAGCCAAUCCUGGCUAUCAUCUCUAUUGUCAUGAAAGCGACGGACACCUAUCAGGAAGGCUAUCUAGGCUUGACGUCGGGGUAUCUCUGGACGGGUAUCGUGUACAAUGUCAGCGUGACCAUGAGUCUCUACUCAUUAGCCAUGUUUUGGGUCUGUUUACACAACGACCUGGCACCGUUCCGUCCGGUACCUAAGUUCCUCUGUGUCAAGCUUAUCAUUUUUGCUUCUUACUGGCAAGGCUUUUUCUUGUCCAUCUUGCAAUGGCUGGGCGCUCUAUCCAACGGCGUGGCGGGAUACACUCCCGACAACCUCGCCGCUGCGAUUCAGGACAGUCUGAUCUGCUUCGAGAUGCCAUUCUUCGCCAUUACCCACUGGUAUGCUUUCUCCUGGCAUGACUACGCCGACUCCACCAUCUCGGCUGCCCGUCUGCCUGUGAAGUUUGCCCUGCGUGAUUCCUUUGGUAUCCGAGACCUUAUUGAAGACACGAAGAUGACCCUUCGAGGAGAAAACUACGAAUACAGACUCUUCGAUUCCGGUGAUCACAUCAUCCCUCACGCCGAGUCCAACUCCCGUGUCAGGAGAGUGAUGCAAGGCAUGCGGUAUGAGCGUGGGGGAAAAGCGAAGUACUGGAUUCCCAAGCCAGGCGAGGUUAACAGUCGAACGCCAUUGCUAUCAGGGUCAGAAGGAAGCAGUCGCGAUCGACGAAGCAGCACACUAAGUCGCUUUCGAUCAAACAGUGACAUCGAGGAGAUAGGCCUGGAUGAUGAGGAUGAGAGACUCUUUACCAAUGCACGCGCUCUUGAAUUCGGCGAUUGGAAUUACCCCGUGAUCACAGCCAACGAAGUGCCGGAGGAUCAACGGCAAAUACACCACCGAAGCCCACCAAGUCUACAAAAUCCUGGAGCAGUGAAACGGACGCGGAAGCACCGAAAGUCCCGCAUAAACAGUGGCGGGGUCACCCCACGCAGUGAAGGCAGCACCCGUAGUUCUCGCAGGGAACCCACCAACGGUCGCCAGACGGUUCGUCAGGAAACUAGCUCAUCCAUAUCCCACAGCUCCCAGCGUAGUCAGCUGGUGGACCUGGUAGUCGAAGAUCACAAAGCAGAGGAAGCAGAAAGAGUGCACACACAGAAGGCGUUCGGAUCGACCUGGCUGGAACCCGAGCAGAGGCACUUCCAGAGACCCUCUGGGGAGCCAGUUGAUGAACGACCAGACUAUCUCGAAAAUAGCGCAGAUGGCACAAUGGAAAAUACCAGAGCUGCAAGCCCAACCGACCGAGCAGGAGAUGAUGAACCAACGACACGGCCAAAUUGGGCAUAUGGAGGGUUGGAAGAGGAGAAUGUGUGGGAUCGCUAG
Molecule: messenger RNA, 1788 nt
Organism: Aspergillus niger
Lineage: Eukaryota; Fungi; Ascomycota; Eurotiomycetes; Eurotiales; Aspergillaceae
Exons: 6
Coding region: 1-1788 (595 amino acids)
Biological process (GO): transport
Molecular function (GO): transporter activity
Source: RefSeq, a predicted model, not a curated record